Nyctereutes procyonoides (raccoon dog) is the source of this 956-nucleotide messenger RNA. RefSeq names its product dual specificity phosphatase 23 (gene DUSP23). Bases 33 to 485 code for a protein of 150 amino acids. The record is from RefSeq and is a predicted model, not a curated record. NCBI's taxonomy places the organism in Eukaryota, Metazoa, Chordata, Mammalia, Carnivora, Canidae. Gene Ontology annotation, molecular function: protein tyrosine/serine/threonine phosphatase activity. The transcript is spliced from 3 exons. Gene Ontology annotation, biological process: protein dephosphorylation; cilium assembly.
CCGGGGCGGGGCCGGGGGGCGCUUCCGCGGCGAUGGGCGCGCAGCCCCCCAACUUCUCGUGGGUGCUCCCGGGCCGGCUGGCGGGGCUGGCGCUGCCGCGGCUCCCCGCGCACUACCGCUUCCUGCGGGAGCAGGGCGUGCGGCACCUGGUGUCCCUGACGGAGCGCGGGCCCCCGCACAGCGACAGCUGCCCCGGCCUCACGCUGCACCGGCUGCGCAUCCCCGACUUCUGCCCGCCCGCCCCCGAGCAGAUCGACCGCUUCGUGCGCAUCGUGGACGAGGCCAGCGCGCGCGGGGAGGCGGUGGGAGUGCACUGUGCCCUGGGCUUUGGCCGCACGGGCACCAUGCUGGCCUGCUACCUGGUGAAGGAACGGGGCCUGGCUGCCGGGGACGCCAUCGCCGAGAUCCGGCGCCUUCGACCCGGCUCCAUCGAGACCUACGAGCAGGAGAAAGCGGUCUUCCAGUUCUACCAGCGGACCAAAUAAACCGAGGUCUACAACGCUGGCUGGCUUGCCCAGUCCCUCUCACUUGCCGCGAAGGAGCUGGGAUCAAAUCCAGACUUCCCACCUGCCAGGACCUCCUCCUGGACCCCACACAUGGGGCCGUCUGUCUUCACAGCCAGAGCUUGGACUCGAGGGCCAUUUUACCCACACGGCUUCCGGCGUCCCUCCGUCCCUCCCUCCACCCACCCCGGCCCAUCCUCCUGGGAGGCCAGAGAAUAAACCGCAUCCGAGAAGCCAACACAUCUGAGCUCUGAGCCGUUCCUUAAAGUGCAGCCCAAGCAUUUCAGUGCAGAAGAGUGCAGCUGACCCAUCGGGUCCCCGUCGCACCUGCUGCUACAGAACCCGGAGCGGGUGUGGGCCUGGCCCAGCGCGACAGGCUGGAGGGUGAAUAGCCCUGAGCCCUCGCCGAUGUGUGUCGGUGUCGGAUGAUCUAUUAAAACCUCUAAUAUCCUU